Messenger RNA from Rhincodon typus (whale shark), 1255 nucleotides. It is a transcript of the gene myg1, whose product is annotated as myg1 exonuclease. Gene Ontology annotation, cellular component: cytoplasm; nucleus. The transcript has 7 exons. The record is from RefSeq and is a predicted model, not a curated record. Bases 119 to 1207 code for a protein of 362 amino acids. NCBI's taxonomy places the organism in Eukaryota, Metazoa, Chordata, Chondrichthyes, Orectolobiformes, Rhincodontidae.
GCACCCGAGCGCACAAUCAUCCGCGCGUUGGGGCGGAAGCGGGCGUGUGGUGGGGGGGUGGAGUGGGGACCGGAAGCCGCCGAUGGGUCCGUGAGGAGUCCGCCCGCUCUUCCUGGUGAUGGCCGCUCCACGAGGUCGGGGUCUGGCUGCUCCAGGAGGUCGGUGUGGGCCUGGGCCUGGGCCUGGGGUGAAGCCUCGGGCUCGAGUUCGGAUCGGGACCCACGGAGGAACCUUCCACUGCGACGAGGCUCUGGCCUGUUUCCUGCUGAGGGUCCUCCCCCAGUAUCAGGAUGCGGAGAUUGUUCGAACGCGGGAUCCCCAGGUGCUGGAGGAGUGCGACGUGGUGGUGGAUGUGGGAGGUGUCUACGACCCUGAGAAACACCGUUAUGACCACCACCAGAGGUCCUUUAUGGAGACGAUGGCGAGUUUGAAGUCUGGCUCCCGUUUUGUCACAAAGCUUAGCAGCGCAGGCCUGGUUUACGCUCACUUUGGGAGGAGGAUCCUGACCCAGCUCCUGCAGAUCGACUGCACUGACCCCCUGCUGGACAUCCUGCAUGACAAGCUCUAUGAAAACUUUGUGGAGGAGAUUGAUGCGAUUGAUAACGGGAUCUCCCAGUGCGACGGAGAGCCCCGCUACAACGUGACGACCAACCUCAGCUCCCGUGUCGCGAACCUCAACCCUGCGUGGAACGCCAAGGAUCCGGACACUGAGGAGGCGUUUGGGAAGGCAGUGAAACUCGUGGGCUCUGAGUUCUUGGACAGGCUCCAGUACUAUCACACCUCGUGGCUUCCUGCUCGCUCGCUGAUCGAGGAGGCAAUUCAGGACCGGUUUAAGGAGGACGAUUCCGGGGAGAUUGUGGUCCUGGGGAAGGGGGGCUGCCCCUGGAAGGAGCACGUCUUCGAGCUGGAGAAGCAGCUGCAGAUCGAGACCCCCAUCAAGUUUGUGUUGUACACGGACCAACAGGGUCAGUGGAGAAUUCAAUGUGUCCCUCAGAGUCCAAACUCCUUCCAGAACAGGCUCUCGUUGCCAGAGGAAUGGAGAGGUCUGAGAGACGGCGAGCUGUCUGCUGCCAGCGGGAUUCCAGGCUGUGUCUUCGUCCACGCCAGCGGCUUCAUCGGGGGCAAUGUCAGCCGGGGCGGGGCCCUGGAGAUGGCGCAGGCCGCCCUGUGCAGGGGCUCCGCACCCCGACCCCCCGAGCCGAGCUGACCUGCCAUCCCUUACCCGCGCGCAGCAAAUAAAAUCCACCGAAACCGC